AUGUUCCCGCCUCCACCACAUCCUUUAGUGGACUCAAGCGGUAAUCAACGCUACCUUGCGGAGCGUAUUUUGAACCAACGCGAUGUGAAUGGCGUCAGGACGAGUUACCUCGUCCGCUGGCGUGUCUAUCUAUCGGCGUGGGACAGCUGGAAGCCUCGUGCCCAGCUGAUUGUUGAUGUCCUUGGUCUCGUAGAGCAGUUCGACGAGACCCAUCCGCUGCGUUCGAAGAAGGGCCUUCGGAAAAUGACCUCCCCGAACGCGAUUACAGGGAUUGCAAAGUGUCGAUCCCUUCGACCACCUCGGAAGAGAUGCGCGCCCUCCAGUGGGAAAUAG
This is a messenger RNA of Peronospora matthiolae, 333 nucleotides long. The record is from the annotation of a GenBank genome assembly. Lineage: Eukaryota; Oomycota; Peronosporomycetes; Peronosporales; Peronosporaceae.